AUGCUAGCCCCAUUUUUCCCCUCCUUUCCCCCCUGCUUCCCCCCUUUCCCCCCACGGCUUCCCCUCCUUUCCCCCCUUGCUUCCUCUCCUUCCCCCCCCAGCUUCCCCCCUUUUCCCCCACGGCUUCCCCUCCUUCUCCCCCCUGCUUCCCCUCCUUUCCCCCCAUGCUUCUCCUCCCUCCCCCCCCUGCAUCCCCUUCUUUCCCCCCUUGCCCUCCUUUCCCCCCCUGCUUUACCUCCUUUGCCCCCCUGCUUCUCCUCCUUUCCUGCUUCCCCUCCUUUCCCCCCCUUGCUUCCCCUCCUUUCCACCCCUGCUUCCCCCCUAUUCCCCCACGGCUUUCCCUCCUUCCCCCCCCUUCUUCCCCUCCUUUCCCCCCAUGCUUCUCCUCCCUUUCCCCCCUGCAUCCCCUCCUUUCCCCCCUUUGCUUGCCAUCCUUUCCCCCCACUGCAUCCCCUCCUCUCCCCCCCGGUUUCCCCUCCUUUCCCUCCCUGCAUCCCCUCCUUUCACUCCUUGCAUCCCCUCCUUCCUCUCCCUGUUUCCCCUCUUUCCCCUCCCUGUUUCCCCUCCUUUCCCUCCUGUUUCCCCUCCUUUCCCCCCCUGCAUCGCCUCCUUCCUCUCCCUGUUUCCCCUCCUCUCCCCCCCUGCAUCCCCUCCUUUCCCUCCCUGCAUUCUCUGAUUUCCCCCUCUGCUUCCCCUCCUUUAACUCCCUGCAUUGUGGGCAAGGAGACAGCCAUCCGCACCAACACCAGCCUUUCUCCUGUUCACAGCGUGCAGCUCUAUGCUCGAUCCGCUCGUGCCUUCACCGUCUAUUUGGGCACGCUCUGA
Closterium sp. NIES-65 is the source of this 825-nucleotide messenger RNA. The record is from the annotation of a GenBank genome assembly. NCBI's taxonomy places the organism in Eukaryota, Viridiplantae, Streptophyta, Zygnematophyceae, Desmidiales, Closteriaceae.